AUUAUCAAGAGUGUGGCAGCAAAUACGACUGCCAAGCUAAUGAGGGGCCACAUCCAGCCUAUAGCAUCUUUUGCGCUGGUUUUAGUCGCCAACUCCCUUCCGAUUAGGGCUAGCAGCUGCAUCUCACAGCCUUGCGUGCCCAUCCAAGAUCCAACCCAACGGUCAAGUUACAAUCAAUCCACCACGAACUGGCAGCACAGUACCUUAACCAAGUUUCCAGCUUCUCAUCGCCCCUACGCAAUUCGGGCAUGUUACACCGAUCACGGUAGCUCAGAGAAGGAACACCUGCCAAACACUGCCCUUGCAUCAAACUGAUGGGACGAACGAGUAUAUUCGUCACGUGACCGAC
Aspergillus fijiensis CBS 313.89 is the source of this 349-nucleotide messenger RNA. RefSeq lists its product as uncharacterized. The record is from RefSeq and is a predicted model, not a curated record. The transcript has a single exon. The coding region runs from base 40 to 315 and encodes 91 amino acids. NCBI's taxonomy places the organism in Eukaryota, Fungi, Ascomycota, Eurotiomycetes, Eurotiales, Aspergillaceae.